This is a messenger RNA of Periophthalmus magnuspinnatus, 1197 nucleotides long. RefSeq names its product leucine-rich repeat, immunoglobulin-like and transmembrane domains 3b (gene lrit3b). The transcript is spliced from 7 exons. The record is from RefSeq and is a predicted model, not a curated record. Gene Ontology annotation, molecular function: protein binding. Lineage: Eukaryota; Metazoa; Chordata; Actinopteri; Gobiiformes; Gobiidae. The coding region runs from base 1 to 1197 and encodes 398 amino acids.
AUGCCUCUCCUUUGGGUGCUGCUUCUGCUGCAGUGGUCCAUACCCAGAGUUCUCCCCUGUCCGCCUCUCUGCACCUGCACAUCUGCCCAGGCCGCACAGGAGCCCAGGUCUGUGCUGUGCAGUGACCCAAGGAUCCUCACUGUCCCCACCAAUGUCCCCAUCAACACAGUCAAGCUGAGGCUGGAGAGGACCCAGAUCUCCAGGCUCCCCCGGGCAGCCUUCUACAAUCUGUCAGAGCUGCGUUUCUUGUGGUUGACCUACAGCACUCUGAGAUCCGUGCAUCCCAGCAGUUUUGUCAACCUGAAGACUCUCAGGGAGCUGCGACUGGACGGGAACCAGCUCACCACCUUCCCAUGGGAGGGGCUUAGAGACACGCCCCGCCUCCAGAUCCUAGACCUCCACAACAACCGCCUGUCCAGCCUCCCUGCACACGCUGCUCUGUCCCUGGCUAACAUCACCUUUCUGGACCUUUCUAGUAACAGAUUGACGCUGUUACCUGCGGAGCUGCUUGACCUGUGGUUUCCUCUGCCUGGACAGCAGCAGAGCACUGUCCAGAGGAGAGUGUUAGGUCUCCAUGACAACCCAUGGCAGUGUGACUGUCAAAUCUCCAUGGUAGCGUCCCUGUCGGUGUCCCUGGGAAGCCCUGUGGUUCUGGUGGACCCUGUGCUGAUAUGCGUUCGUUCUGUGGGUCAGGGCGGGGCUCUGCUGAUGCCUGUGCAGUGGUCUCGCUGUAUGAGACCCUCCGUCCAGCCUGCAGCCACCCGUGUCGUGUCCCCCCUCGGCAGCAACGUCAUCCUGCGCUGUGAGGCCACAGGCUACCCCACACCCACCCUCAGCUGGGUCAAGGCGGCUGCAUACUCAGAUUGCUGCCAACAAGAGAUUUCCCCAGAUGCUGAUCAGCUGCCAAAGAGCCUGCAAAGCUUCAUGCAGGGCAGUCCUCGGGUGGGCGUGCGCUGGUCUGUCAUCAGCUUAAAUGGACUUUCCUAUAAUGACGCCGGGGAGUACCGCUGCCAGGCUAAAAACAUGGCUGGUAUAUCCGAAGCCCCCAUCAAACUCCGCAUCGUGGGAUUGAGCAGAACUAACCGACCACCGAAGAAACCUCCACCUUCUCCAAAACAACCACCCCAAAAGUCCAACAGAAGACCCAACCAGCUUUCUCCUCUGGACUCAAUAAAAAGACCAAACGCCGCAAAAUGA